AUGUCAAUUGUUGUUGGUAUUGGGGAAGAUGUUGCAUUUGGAGGUGUAUUCCGUUGUUCAAUGGGGCUGCAAGAGAAAUAUGGCAGACAAAGAGUGUUCAAUACACCUCUUUGUGAGCAAGGAAUUGCAGGUUUCGGGAUAGGCUUGGCAGUAACUGGAACAACAGCCAUAGCUGAAAUCCAAUUCGCAGACUACAUGUUCCCUGCAUUUGACCAGAUAAUGAAUGAGGCAGCGAAAUACAGAUACAGGAGCGGCAACGAAUUUAAUUGCGGCAAGUUGACAAUCAGAGCUCCGUGUGGUGCGGUGGGGCACGGCGCUCUUUAUCACUCGCAGAGUCCAGAGGCAUACUUCUCUCACACACCUGGCCUUAAAGUAAGGUCAAUUACACAUUAUAAAGAGUGUUCCUCAAAGAACUACAGUACUAAUACAGUUUUAAAGCUGCUUUUAGUACUCAACGACGGAAUAAGCUAAAAUUGUCUUUAGGAA
Messenger RNA from Nilaparvata lugens (brown planthopper), 486 nucleotides. Its product is annotated as 2-oxoisovalerate dehydrogenase subunit beta, mitochondrial-like. Bases 1 to 471 code for a protein of 156 amino acids. Gene Ontology annotation, biological process: response to nutrient; branched-chain amino acid catabolic process. Lineage: Eukaryota; Metazoa; Arthropoda; Insecta; Hemiptera; Delphacidae. The record is from RefSeq and is a predicted model, not a curated record. The transcript is spliced from 3 exons.